ACCUCGCCUUGCCCCAUCCCACCCCACCCUCGCCGCCUCAGGCCACCACCCUAGCCGGCGGCAUCAUGCCGUCUCGCCGGCCAUCCACCUCCCCCUCCUCUACCGUGCCCUCCGCUAAUCUCGCCGGUCUGUCACCCCUGCCCCUGACCCCACCCACCGGUUGUCGUCCUCUACCCGACCGACGGCGCCCCCGCCGCCCUCAACCCGUCACCGCCGCCGGGCUGGCCACCGCCUCGACCAUCCCUCUACGAUCGAUCCUCUUCUCCAACUCCGGUAAGCUGCGGGCCCAAUCCAACAACUGCUCAAAAUCCAGGAGCCCUAAAUCCCUAACCCCGCUGGCCUCCACCGCCGCCUAGGGUCGGCGGCCCGCUCCCCCCACCUCCCGCCCGCAGCCACCUUCCUAGCUUGUUACUUUACCCUGUUGGCCUCCACCGCCUCUCACGAUCGGCGGCCCGCUCCCCCCACCUCCCGCCUGCAGCCACCUUUCCAGCUUGUUACUUUCUAUACCUUGUUACUCCUCCCUAUGUGUUUAAGGAUGUAACAAGAGGCAAGAGGGCGCUCGAGUUAAGACUAACUCGAGAGGGCUCUCCACGUAGUUUUUGCGUUUGAGUAUAAGGGGCGACCGAGUAGGGCUGAAGGAAGAACAAGCGUGUGUGUUACCGUUUUUAGUAGGCAACCGUUCAGAUAUAUGGUACUAAAAAUAAACUAAUUAACUUGCCUUGUGGAAUUGUAAAAGUUGGAUGAUAAGUUGGUGUAUUUGCAUCAGCUAGAGUUUUAAGAAACCUCUAAAAGCUAGAUCAAGACUUGGUUGGUAUGUAAGUGAUUGGAUGUCGUAAACAAGGGGCAUUAGCAACAGUGCAGGAGGGGCCUGCCUAUUAAUCAUAUCGCUCGCAUUGGGCCUCCUCAUGUGAUGUCUCCCUCCCCAAUCCAAUCGCAGGCAAGUUGCCACACCAACAGCAACAUCAUCACCUCCGACUCCGACGCAAUCCAAUCCCCACACGCUGAUGCUGUCCACUCCAACGCUCCUCCCAUUGACAUGAUAAGCGCUCUGCCCAUGUCCAACCUCCACGACGGCCGCGCCGGAGAUGGCCAAGACGAAGCCCCCGCCGUCUUUCCCUCGCCGGCCACCAAGCGCCUCCGCAUGUCGCCGCCGCCGGAGCCCACCUCCGUGCUCUACAACCGCAGCCCCAGCCCACCCACCUCGUCCUCCCUCGCCUCCUCCUCCGCGCCCGAGCCGCCGCCCAUAAGCGCCGAGGACUGGGAGGCCGUCCUCUCCGGCGACAUGGCCGCGCCACCAGCCGCCGCGCGGUCUUCUCAGGACAGCUGCUUCCUCCGCUGGAUCAUGGACGCCGACGCCCAAGUCGACGCCUCUGACCCCUUCUUUGCUCCGCCGCCGUGCCAAGAGCCCUGCUUCUUGCAGCCGCAGCCGCAGCCGCAGCCGCCGCCUCCGCUCGCCGCGGCCGACGAUCUCGAGCCUCGGGCGGUGGUCGACGAGCUCCUCGAGGCGGCACGCCGCGCCGACUCCGGCGACUCCACUGGCGCGCGCGAGAUAUUGGCGCGGCUCAAUCACCGGCUCCCCACGCCUCCGCCGCCGCUGGGACAGUCUCCUCUCCUCCGCGCUGCCGCUCUCCUCCGGGACGCGCUCCUGCGCCGCCUCCUCGUCACGCCGCCCGCCCUCCCGCCCGGCUCCGUCUCGUCCCCGCUCGACGUCGCCCUCAAGCUCGCCGCGCACAAGGCCCUGGCCGGCGCGUCCCCGACAGUCCAGUUCGCCAGCUUCACGUCCACCCAGGCGCUCCUCGACGCGCUCGGCGGCGCGCGCCGCGUGCACGUCGUCGACUUGGACGUCGGUUUCGGCGCGCGGUGGCCGCCGCUCAUGCAAGAGCUCGCGCUCCAGUGGCGCCGGUCUUCCGCGGCGCAGCUGCCUCCGCCGGGCAUGAAGGUGACGGCAUUGGUCUCGCCGGGGUCAGCGCACCCCCUGGAGCUCCGCCUCACGCACGAGAGCCUGACACGCUUCGCCGCCGACCUCGGCAUCCGGUUCGAGUUCAGUGCCGUCGGGUUCGACCCCUUUGACCCGUCGUCCCGGCCCGUGGGCGUGUCCGCCGCGCCCGGCGAGGCCGUCGCCGUCCACCUCCCUCUCGGCUCCGGGACCUCCACGCCGGCGCCGGCGACUCUCCGCGUCGUGAAGCAGCUCCGGCCCGCCGUCGUGGUGUGCAUCGACCACGGGUGCCACCGCGGCGACCUGCCGCUGUCGCAUCACGCCCUCAACGUCGUGCGCUCCAGCGCGGCGUUCCUCGAGUCGCUGGACGCCGCCGGCGCGCCAGCGGACGCGGUGGCGAAGGUCGAGCAGUACAUCCUGCGUCCAAGGGUGGAGCGCCUCCUGUUGCUCGGCGACUGCAGGAUGCCACCAUGGCAGGCCAUGCUUGCGUCCGCCGGAUUCUCGCCCGUGCAACUCAGCAGCGCCGCCGAGGCACAGGCCGAAUGCCUUCUCCGGCGCACGGCCACGCCGGGCUUCCAUGUGGAGAAGCGGCAGACGGCUCUUGCGCUGCGGUGGCAGCAGUCUGAGCUGGUGACGGUGUCGGCGUGGCAGUGCUCAAGGUGAAGUAAUUCAGGCACUGGGAGGGAUAAUUGUUGUAAAUUCUCUAUCAUGUUUACAAAGAUUGAAUCUUUUUACAUGUAAGUAGUGGAGUAGGAAUAUGUGCUAACUUGUUUUGUGAUGUAGCAAUUGGGUAAUGCGAUGUAAUUAUAUAUUGCAUAGGAUAAUUCCUGCUCCAAGGCUAAUAUGAUUGUUUCACAUAGUAUUUGUUUGGCUAAUAUGUGAAAGCUUGAAUAUAUACUUCCCAAAAUCAUUCUUUUUGGGACAGAAGGAGCAGGAAUUAUCCCAGAAAAUCAUUAUUUGUUUGGCUAAUACGUGAAAGCUUGAAUAUAUACUUCUCAAACAUGAACAACAGGCCUGAACCAUUACAGGUUUA
Molecule: messenger RNA, 2969 nt
Organism: Setaria italica (foxtail millet)
Lineage: Eukaryota; Viridiplantae; Streptophyta; Magnoliopsida; Poales; Poaceae
Product: scarecrow-like protein 6
Exons: 1
Coding region: 911-2599 (562 amino acids)
Biological process (GO): regulation of DNA-templated transcription
Cellular component (GO): nucleus
Molecular function (GO): sequence-specific DNA binding; DNA-binding transcription factor activity
Source: RefSeq, a predicted model, not a curated record